Messenger RNA from Colletotrichum acutatum, 1943 nucleotides. Its product is annotated as camp-dependent protein kinase catalytic subunit. The record is from RefSeq and is a predicted model, not a curated record. Gene Ontology annotation, biological process: protein phosphorylation. Gene Ontology annotation, cellular component: nucleus. NCBI's taxonomy places the organism in Eukaryota, Fungi, Ascomycota, Sordariomycetes, Glomerellales, Glomerellaceae. Gene Ontology annotation, molecular function: protein serine/threonine kinase activity; ATP binding. The transcript is spliced from 4 exons. Bases 226 to 1812 code for a protein of 528 amino acids.
GCUCUCAGCUUUCCCCGCGCUCCUCUUUCGACCAAUUCACUGCUCACCUCACACCCCCAAAAAAGGACACAACCAGCGCAACCGGGCUGUCCCUUGGAGCGACGAAUCACUUUGCGACCGUUCCUCCCCCAUCAUCCGACUGCAAACGUCGUGGGCCCUUGACCUGCGCUUCUACGCCAUUUCCUCACGGGGCACGCAGCCCUUCUUCCUUUCCCCGACUUUCAUAUGCCUACCCUCGGGUUUCUCAAGAAAAAACGGACGAGGGAGGGUAAUCAAGACUCUCAAGGCUCCAGUCUACCCACCAGCCCGGUAACGCCCACCUCCUCCAAGCCGUUCGACAGUUCCAUCUCGACUACCUUGUCGUCCCUCUCCUCAAACUCCCAACCGCCUUCCCUGCCUGCGCUGAAGCAGCAGGAAGAUUUGGAUUUGACCUCGUCUUCCGACGGGGCCAAACAGCAGCAGAUGUAUCCUGUCACUGUCCACCCGCCCAACCAGUCGGGCUCUCACCAGCCGCACUACAAUCAACAAGGUGGAUCGCAACAGAACCUUCCAAGCAUCAACAACCUAAUCAAUUCGACUCAGCAUGACGGCUCGAACAACAGCCAUACUUCCAACAAUAAUUACUUAGCCCAGCCGACCCAACCCUCCCAGCCGAACCCGAGCCCCGGAACCGAUCCCGCGCGACUUCAACAGCAGCAAGCUCAAUCGAUGCUACACCCGCCCCAGCCGCCACAACAUCAACAGCAGCAGCAGCAGCAGCAGCAGCAGCAGCAGCAAAGCCACCAACAGCAGCAACAGCAACAGCACGGCAUGCCACAACAGGUCCCGGACCAGCAGGUCCGUCAGACCAAGGGGAAAUAUACGUUGACCGACUUUGACAUCUUGCGAACGUUGGGAACUGGUAGUUUCGGAAGAGUGCAUCUGGUGCAGUCCAAGCACAACCAGCGCUUCUAUGCCGUCAAGGUGCUGAAGAAGGCGCAGGUCGUCAAGAUGAAGCAGGUCGAACACACCAAUGACGAGAGGAAGAUGUUGGGCGAGGUCAAACACCCGUUCCUGAUCACGCUAUGGGGCACGUUCCAGGACUCCAAAAACCUGUACAUGGUGAUGGACUUUGUUGAAGGUGGUGAGCUGUUUUCGCUGCUGAGGAAAUCUGGGCGCUUCCCUAACCCUGUCGCGAAAUUUUACGCCGCCGAAGUCACGUUAGCGCUCGAGUAUAUGCACUCGAGAAACAUCAUCUACAGAGAUCUCAAGCCAGAGAACCUGCUGCUCGACCGGCAUGGACACCUUAAGAUAACAGAUUUUGGUUUCGCCAAGCGAGUGCCGGACAAGACAUGGACGCUUUGUGGUACUCCAGACUAUCUGGCCCCCGAGGUAGUCUCGAACAAGGGCUACAACAAAUCCGUAGAUUGGUGGUCUCUUGGAAUCUUGAUAUACGAGAUGCUGUGCGGGUACACACCGUUUUGGGACAGCGGGUCACCAAUGAAGAUUUACGAAAACAUCCUCAAGGGCAAGGUGAAAUACCCUGCCUAUAUCAACCCGGAUGCGCAGGAUCUGCUGGAGAAACUGAUUACAGCGGAUCUCACCAAGCGGUUGGGUAACCUGUACGCUGGUCCAAACGAUGUCAAGAACCACCCGUGGUUCACCGAGGUCACGUGGGACAGGCUGGCUCGCAAGGACAUUGAUGCGCCGUACACUCCCCCAGUCAAGGCCGGCGCCGGCGAUGCCAGCCAGUUUGAUAGAUACCCCGAGGACCCCGAACGAUACGGUUCAGCCGGACAUGACGAAUAUGGCCAUCUUUUCACCGAUUUCUAAUGUCUCGCCUGAGAAAGAGUUGAGCUGCCAGCAAGGGUGUACUCGUGGGCUUCAGUCUGCGAGCAGUGUUUGAAUAGUAAAUGGUACCUGGCAGAGGUCAGAGUCUCGAUAGGGAUGCCCGCAGUGCUUUG